This is a messenger RNA of Metarhizium album ARSEF 1941, 1527 nucleotides long. RefSeq names its product flotillin domain containing protein. The transcript is spliced from 2 exons. Lineage: Eukaryota; Fungi; Ascomycota; Sordariomycetes; Hypocreales; Clavicipitaceae. Gene Ontology annotation, biological process: protein localization to plasma membrane. Gene Ontology annotation, cellular component: plasma membrane. The record is from RefSeq and is a predicted model, not a curated record. The coding region runs from base 1 to 1527 and encodes 508 amino acids.
AUGGUGGGUUACAAGAUAUCGGGCCCCGACGAGUAUCUGGCCAUCACGGGAUGGCGCAUCCGCAAUGUCAAGAUUACCAAAGCCUGCCUGGUCUUGCCGUUCCAACGCUGCACGCGCUUCAGCGUCCAGCCGCAUGACUACGCCAUGGACCUGCAAGCCAUGACAAAGGAGAAGCUCCAAUUCGAGCUGCCCGUAGUCUUCACCGUCGGCCCGGACGUUGAUGCCCGCGGCGCCGACCCAUGCUCAAUGGACCACGGCGAGCGCAGCGGCGAUGCCCUCGAGAAGUACGCCACGCUGCUGGCGGGCUCCGAAGACAAGAAGGCCGAUCCACGAGUCCACGUCUCUAGCAUCGUCAAGGGAAUAAUUGAGGGUGAAACGCGUGUCCUGGUGUCGAGUAUGACGAUGGAGGAGAUCUUCACUGAGCGGGAGUUGUUCAAGAAGCGCAUCUUUCGCAACAUCCAAUGCGAACUCGACCAGUUUGGUGAGUUGAAGGAUGCCCCCGGAUCCGUCUACUUCGCGUCCCUGUCUCGCAAAGCCCACGAAGGCGCCAUCAACCAAGCCAGGGUCGACGUCGCAGAGGCCCAGCGUCGAGGCAACACGGGCGAGGCACAGCGCAAGGGCGAGCAGGACCGGGAAAUCGCCAAGAUCUAUGCCGAAACGGCCGUCCAGAAGACACAGCGGGACAUUGAACGAGCCAAGGCAGAAGCUCACCUCCAAACGGAGCAGACACACUUCAAGCGCGACGUCGAGGUCGAACGCGUCGAGGCGGAGCGCGCGGUCCAGUCCAAGGACGAGGACUUGAAGAAGGAGGUCGAGAUCAAGCGCGCCGCCGCCGAGAUGGAGCGGCUUCGCGCCAAGGACGUCGUGCAGGCUGCCAUUGCGCGCGAGAGCAAGCAGCACGCCGCCGACGCCGCGGCGUACGAAGUCAGCGUCAACGCGCGCGCCAGGCAAGAGGCCGCCCGGCUUGCAGCCGACAACGAGGCCUACAUGACGCGCCUCAACGCCGAAGCCAGAAGCCACGCCGCCCAACAGACGGCCGACUCGGAGGCCUACAGGACGCGCACCGAGGCCGAUGCCGAGAACUACGCCGCCAAGCAGGGCGCCGAAGCCAACGUCUUCCAGCAAAUCAAGGAGGCAGAGGGCAUCUCAGCAAUGGCCGACGCGUACGGAAAGCUGGCGAGAGCGUUUGGCGGACCCGCCGGUCUUAUCCAGUACAUGAUGAUGGAGAAGGGCACCUACGUCGAGUUGGCCAACGCCAAUGCCAACGCCAUCCGCGGCCUAGAGCCCAAGAUCAGCGUCUGGAACACGGGGAGCAACAACGUCGGCGGCGAGGCGGGCGGCGAUGCCUCUGCUGCCGUGCGCAACGUCUACCAGAUGCUGCCGCCGCUGAUGACCACAAUCAACGAGCAGACGGGCAUCACCCUGCCCGAGUGGCAGUUUGGAAAGCUCGACGCCGGCAUGCGGGCCAUCAACCAGAGCGCUGCCAAUGGCCAAGAUUCUUCAGGUAGGUCCAUCUCGCCAGAGUGA